This is a messenger RNA of Seriola aureovittata, 3649 nucleotides long. It is a transcript of the gene prrc1, whose product is annotated as proline-rich coiled-coil 1. Gene Ontology annotation, biological process: activation of protein kinase A activity. The transcript is spliced from 9 exons. Gene Ontology annotation, cellular component: cytoplasm. Lineage: Eukaryota; Metazoa; Chordata; Actinopteri; Carangiformes; Carangidae. Gene Ontology annotation, molecular function: protein kinase A regulatory subunit binding. The coding region runs from base 125 to 1459 and encodes 444 amino acids. The record is from RefSeq and is a predicted model, not a curated record.
AGCAGACGUGGCAACACAUGACGUCAUCACAGUGGGUCGGUGGGUUAUUCAUGGGGGUGCAGAGUUACGUUAGUCCAGCUAGCAGCUAUACUCUGGGUUGAAGUUCAGGUAUCAGGCCGAGAAGAUGAUGGAAGAGAGUGGAAUUGAGACUACACCCCCCACCACUCCUACUCCUCCUCUGACUGUAGCUGCCACAGUCAGCGCUCCACCAAUGACCAUAGGUCUGUCCAGUCCUCUGUCGCUCCCAGACACCAGCUCCCUCUCCAUCGGUUCCCCCUCAGUCUCCACCGCUCUCCCCUCUGUCCCCUCCCUCCCUGCCUUCAGCAGCCCUCUGGCCGCGCCCCCCUCCCUCUCCUCCCUCUCCUCCCAGUUCCCUCCUCCCUCCACACUCGCCUCCCCCUUCACCGGCAGCUCUCCCUUCCCUCCUUCCUCCUCCCCCUCUUUGCCUCCUCUGGCCUCCCCCAUCAGACCACCUCAGACCUCGGCUCCCGGCAUGUCGGCCCCUCCCACAGGGCCGCCCAUGUCCAGCUUCUCCAUGAGUGCAGGGUAUGACAUCACACGGGGUCACGCUGGUCGAACACCACAGACGCCAUUGAUGCCAACGUUCUCCAGUGCUGCCACCAUGCCAGGUGUGGUGUCCAGCGCCAUGGUCCAACAGCCAGCCAUGACAGGAGGGCCGGAUACUGGAUCUCCCAUCACCUUCCCAGAGGAGCAGGAAGAUCCCAGAGUGUCUGGAGACAUCAACACUGGUGGAGGCCUCUGGGGCUUCUUCAAGGGAGUAGCAGGUAACGCUGUAGUGAAGACAGUCCUGGACAAAACCAAACACUCUGUAGAGUCCAUGAUCACCACUCUGGAUCCCGGCAUGGCUCCAUACAUCAAGUCUGGUGGGGACAUUGACAUUGUGGUGACUUCAGAUAAGGAGAUGAAUGUGGAUGCAGUCAGAGACGCCUUCCAAGAGGUUUUUGGGAUGGCCAUGGUCACUGGAGAGCCUGGUCAGUCCAACAUUGCCCCACAGCCUGUGGGCUACGCAGCCGGCGUCAAGGGGGCUCAGGAACGUAUUGACAGCCUGCGUCGAGCUGGUGUGAUCCAUGAGAAACAGCCUGUGGUCUCUACGGAAAACUUCAUCGCUGAACUCUUUCCUGACAAGUGGUUUGACAUUGGCUGUUUGAUCCUGGAGGACCCUGGUUACAGCAUCCACAUCGAGGUCUUCACUCAGGCAACUCCUCUGGCUCUAGAUCACGUCCAACAGGCUCACUCCCUGACCCCUCCUGACUACGGCCUGCGCUGGUCGGGUUUGAUUGUUCCAGUGGGGGAGGUCCUGGAGCGCAGCCUGCCCAACAUCAACAGGACAGACUGGCAUCAGGCUGUGACGGGCAUGAGCCAGCGUCAGAUGAUCCACAGCGCCGCCAAAGCUCUGGCUGGAAUCUACAAACAGCAGCUGCCGCCCAGGACUGUGUGAGGCUGGAGGGUUCGGGCGACAGGUGGAGACACGUUGGAGUAAAAACCACCUGAUGGGACAGCGAAGCUCCUUCCUUCUCCUCCAUCAAGCCCUCAUCGGUCCUUAUGGGGCAAAGCCAAAUGCACAUUUCUUUAAAGACGCUGGUUGCGACAUUUCGCACAGAUGUUUCCUGAUGUUCAACACGUCAGAUCUCAAGUCAAGUCUUUGUCGUCAACUCAGGCUUUAAAGAAAACUUAACCAUUAACUUCCUGAAAGAUACUCACACAUCAUGUCUGUUAAUCUCAACAACCUUCAUUCAAACAGUGGCAAUAUCUAGUUUCCUUUAUGUUAUUGUAGAGACUAAAACUCAGACCGCGUCCCAGUUGUAUUCUGUGUUCCAGAACACCAACACUUUGACAUGACCCUACUGGACCCAAUUAGACUUCAUAUAAUGUGGACCUGCCAUGACUCAGAUACUGUAUACUUCACUGUAAACUCACCUUCCCACUAAAGUUGUCUGUGCAUUAUUUUGGUUAUUAAUAUUCAAGUAACUGAAGUGCUGUUUUGUAUCAUGUCCUGACACUACUGACAGUUUCAGACCUUAAACAGGAUAAAAUGUUUCUCUAUAGGACUUUAUUUUGUUUCUUUCAUCAACACACCAUCCGCCUGUUUUAACAUGUAGCUGUAAAUGACUCCUGUGUUUUCUUUGCUCGGAGGCCCCGGGGCCACUUUUAACCCAACAUUCCUCCCCUUUGUUAUACAGUAAUGGUGUUCCUACACUUGUUGCUUAUGCUGAAUCUAUGUAAUAAUUUACUAUGUGGUGAUUAUUAAGCAUAAAUGAAUUUGGAAACAUUCAACAUGUAAACUUAACAAGAACUUGAGAUCUGCUAAGGCCAUGAUAGUAUCAGUUGAUAUUGUGCUUUCGUGAGGCAUAUGCCCAUAUAUUCUUUAAAUACCCAUGAAUCAGUUGGUUAACAGUGAACAUGGGGCUCGAGAAGUGGCCAACUAAGAGGAAAAUUGCUCUUUGUUUUGAAGCAUUAGAUGCAGUUGAAAUGGCGACAUCUGUCGGGCAACCUGUGGUACUGCUUUGUAUGUUACUAUGAAAUUAUAAUGGAGAUGAUGAUGGAGUCCUAUAAUGUGCAAAUUAGUUGCAUUUUAGCCCCUCCAGUUCCUUCGUCCUAAAAAAACUGAUCUACUCUCCAGUCCACCUUUACAGCCUCGUUGUGUUUAUACAAACUGUCUCUAACUCCGUCAGAGGAAAGGCUUUGGAAGAAGAGGUCAGAGCUGAAUCAAACUACAAGCUGAAGUUUAGUGGUGGUGAGGCUGAAGUCAUGUGACCGUGGUAUUGAAGUCAUGUGACCGUGGUGUUGAAGUCAUGUGACCGUGCUGUAGUUGGUUUAUAGUCUAACAUUAGCUCUUUACUUCUGCUGAUUGUAUUGAGGCUUCAAACAUCAUGAAGUGGAGUUCAUUAGUGAAGAUGAUCCUGCUGAACUAAACCUGUCAGGAUCAUUAACUGUUGUUUAUUUUCUCUAAUAAUCCAAGAGACAAUAUUAAAAUCCCAUUGGCUGUUAGUGGAGGGAACCAGGGGGAAAAUAGCUUCAGGGUUGGUCUACAAUAAUACAUCAUCCCUGCACCUCUCUGUAGAAGAAGUCUCACUGCUCUAAACUAGAUCAGCAACUACAGCCUGAUACAAGUGUGGCCUAACGAGAGCUGAUUUGUGAUUUGUGACCCAGCCUCUCCCUCUAAAGUUUAGUCUGCACCUCCCUUCUCUAUGCAUAUGUCACUGAGUCAUUUUCCCUCUGUGUUAAUACACCAAAGCCAUUUAGAGUCAGUGUAUAGCGAGCAACUGGGAUGUAACUAGAAAGGUCUGAUGGGUCAAAUGAUGUCAUCAUGUCUUAGAUAUGUGUUAGUUUAAAAAGAAAAUCUCAUAAUAUGAUAUAUACAUAUUGAUUCUUGCUUCUUUUCCUGCAAAAUAAUUGCCCACCAUAACUGUGCUGUGUGCAUCAGGAUGCUAACAGUGCAGCAGGAUGCUAACAUUCACCUGGAAUUUAGAUAAGAAGGAAAUUAAUUUAUUUUCUCCAGUUUCAGGCAGUUGGACACUGUCAGACACAGAAGUUACUAAACACCUUUCUGUUAGUGAAACAACAUUCUUCUCUGUACUGUGUGUCCUCUAAAUGUGCCUUUUUACGCAAAUAAAAUACAUCACUUUUU